Molecule: messenger RNA, 3178 nt
Organism: Protopterus annectens (West African lungfish)
Lineage: Eukaryota; Metazoa; Chordata; Ceratodontiformes; Protopteridae
Gene: ANKDD1B
Product: ankyrin repeat and death domain containing 1B
Exons: 15
Coding region: 17-1768 (583 amino acids)
Biological process (GO): signal transduction
Molecular function (GO): protein binding
Source: RefSeq, a predicted model, not a curated record
CCAAGACAAGAUAAAAAUGGAUCAGAAGGUGAAUCAGACAGCUGUUCCCCAGGUAAACCAUACUGAACAGAAAAUGCCAGAAAGUGAUUCUAAAACCCCAGAAUACAUGACUGUUUCACAGGAAGAUAAAGGAGAGCUACAAUCACAUAACAGCAAGGGGAAUUCAAUCUACGCACUUGAAACACUUGAAACACAAAGUGAAAGAAUGGGUGGAUCCAGCAAGGCAUCUAGCUCUGUGUUUUACUUACAUGAAGGAUUGGAUUACAGUACUGACAAGCUCUGCAGAAUGCUACCAAUUGAGAAAAGUUUUCAUGAUGCAGCAAGAAGGGAUGAUGUGGAAUCCAUGACCAAAUUGUUAGAGGCACAUGUCAAUAUUGACGCAGGAAACAAUCUGAAUCGCACUGCAUUACAUUUUGCCACAGCAGCAAAGAAACAAAAUGCAGUCGAGUUCCUUCUUAACAAUAAAGCAAGAACAGAUAUUGCUGAUGCAUAUGGAAUGACAGCACUUCAUCUAGCUGCCUGGUCUGGAGAUAUGGAGAUCAUGAAAAUACUGAUAAAUGCUGGUGCUGCCCGGGAUGCAAAAAACAAGGAUGAAAUGAAUGUUCUGCACUUUGCAGCUUGCAAUAAUCAUGUUGAAGUUGCCAGCUACUUGAUUGAUGAUCUGUCCAUGAAGAACCUGAACGAGCCUAAUGAGCGGUGGAAAAAGCCAUUUCACCUUGCUGUUGAAAAUGGAUGCUUUGAAAUGGUGAGAGCACUGUGCGACUGGCAGCUAUCAUGUGAUGAAAAAGAUAAGGAAGGGAACACACCUAUCCACUUAGCUGCUAAAAAUAACCACAGUGAGGUCCUGAAGCUUCUGCUGGAGGUGUAUGAAAAUGUGGAUGAGAUAAAUGAGGCUGGAGAAACUCCAUUUUUUAUAGCUGUGGCAGAAGGACACCAAGAAUGUGCAGAGAUGUUGCUGGCAGCUGGAAGUGAUGUCAACAUCUUAACAAAGAACAAAACUGGAGCCCUGCAUGUAGCAGCACAGAAAGGUCAGCUGCCUUUAGUCCAGCUACUCAUCAAACACAACGUAAAUCUAGAAAUUCCAAAUGAGGUAUCACCUCUUCACAUUGCUGUCAGAUAUAAACAGAAUAAGGUUGCCUGUGCCUUGCUGGAAGCAGGAUGUAACAUUAACAUUUUAGACAAUAGAAACCAGACCCCAUUGCACCUUGCUGCUGAUCUAGGGAAUGCUGAAAUAGUGGAAAUUCUUCUAAAGGAAGGAGCUAACCUAAAAAUCCAAGAUAAGCAAAGUAAAACUCCCCUUGGAGUAGCAGCAAGGAGUGGUGAAACUAACAUUGUGGAUAUGAUUAUUAAAGCCGAAAGAUACAAUGCAUUGAAAGAGGAGAAAAUUGCAAGCAAUGAAAUGCAAGUGGCCUGCCCUCAAUCAUUCAAGCAAGACCACUCUGCAGCAACCAAAACUCUCCGUUCAAUUUUCUGGAACCUAGCUCACAACCAGCUGAAGCCUAAUGAGUGGAAGAAAUUAGCACAGUACUGGAAGUUUGCAGAUGGUCAUAUCAAAAUCAUCGAACAGCAAUGGACAGGACCCAAAAGUUACAGAGAACAUGGUCACAGAAUGUUGUUGAUCUGGUGGCACAGUACACAACUGAAAGGUGAAAAUGUAAUCAAACUAUUAUAUGAAGGACUGGUACACAUAGGAUGUCUAAACAUAGCAGAGAAAAUCAGAGCAGAAUCGUCCAAGGAUACAGAUUCAAAGAAAUGUACAAUUUCCUGAAAGCCUCAGCAAGUUACUGGAGAACUCUGAGAUGGAAGUUCACAUCUUAGUUAUAUUUAUAAAGAAAGAAAAAACAAUAUUUGGAUCAGUACAACUUCCUCUCAUCUCUGUGAUGCUGCCAAAAUCUAUAAUAUACUUGUGGAAGCAACCCAUGGAAAUCAGAAGCACCCCAUAAAGGGAACCAGAUGUGCCUCAUCAAGUAACCAUUUCUUCAGCUAAGAAAACUUUUGCAGCAUAAAAACCCAAGCAGAAGAGUACCGAUAACUGCUGAUGCUUAAAAGCUAAAUUCCCGUAAAAUUUCUUAGCACUGCAAAAGUGGAUGAAUAUUCAAAAAAAAUAUCAGUUUUAGAGGUCAUUGUGCAUUAUUCUAGACUGUAAUUUCCAGAAUGUUGUAUGAGACAGUAUUCAACAGUCACUUCUUCAUUUCAAAGCACUAUUAUUUUAUUUGAUACUUUCAUGGUUGUGCUGGAAACUUAUCUUUGCCCACAUUUCAAACUAAUUAAAAAUACCACCUGUAGUUCAGUACAUGGCAGAGUCCAAAGACUUAUUAAGUGCCUGAAUACAUUGCUGUAACAAAGAGAAAACAGAAAGGCCAUCCAUAUCAAUCAAAGUUCUGAAAUUGGAGGAAAAAAAAACACUGAAAGGUUUUUAGUACUUAGUGGUAUCUGCAUACACUUUACAAGGUACAGGUGUUUGCAUCCAGUUAAAAAACAACUGCAGGUCAGGGAAGUCAAGCUGGCUUUAAAACAUACAGGGAAAGAAGGCAGCUAGGGCUGGAAUUACAGAUGCUGUGGUUUGUGUCUGUGAUAAAUUGGAACAUCUUAGCUGGGAAUGCAGCAUUUCUACUGUAAUGGCAAAGAAUAGUGCCCCCCAAAAAAGCAGCUCACAAAGGAAUGCCAGUGUACAGUCAUACUGAUCAACAAUACACUGACAGGCAUACAUGUUUAAAUAUGCUUUUCUCAUGAAUAAAGGUACACCUAGAGGAUAUAUGUGUAAAUCCCUAACAUUUAUAGUGCUGGUAUACCUUCAAACACUGUUAGUAACAAAAUAUACCUCUAAAAGGGUAGGCUGCUUGAGGAACAUGCAUACAAUAAAAGACCCGCAUUCUUACAAAACACAUCAUGUAUUUUUAUAUCACACAGCCACGGUGUAACAUGGCUUCUAGUAAAAUAGGUAGUUCUUACACAGUUGUUAGCAAUAUUCCUGUUGAGUCACUUUAAUGCCAGCUGAAGCAAAUGAUCUGAGACAAUGUAUUAUACUCUGGCAUUUCACUGCCUAAGUACAGUACAAGCAAUGCAAAGUAGGUGCAGUAUUCCCUCAUUAUAAUAGGUCAAAUGGGAGUAAGGACUUCUGUUCAUAGGUUCAUAGGAUGAUACUAGGCUAUUGGCCUGGAGGCCCUAAUAAGCGUAG